GUCAACUGUCAUCCUUUCUGCUUGUCACAGCGAGUGCUCUGCACGUGUUUCUUUUAAUUUAGGUCUCCACUCAAUAAUACAAACACACCGCAAUGGCCAAACGUACCAAGAAGGUGGGAAUCACCGGUAAAUACGGUACCAGAUACGGUGCUUCUCUCCGUAAAAUGGUGAAGAAAAUGGAAAUCACCCAGCACGCCAAGUACUCGUGCAGUUUCUGCGGCAAGGACGCCAUGAAGAGGAGUUGCGUGGGAAUCUGGUCGUGCAAAAGGUGCAAGAGGAUCGUAGCUGGCGGAGCUUGGGUAUAUUCCACGACAGCUGCUGCUUCGGUCAGAUCGGCCGUGAGGCGUCUUAGGGAAGUCAAAGAGCAGUAAUAUUUUUAAGUUGUGUUAAUAAAAUAUUCAU
Phyllotreta striolata is the source of this 402-nucleotide messenger RNA. The record is from the annotation of a GenBank genome assembly. Lineage: Eukaryota; Metazoa; Arthropoda; Insecta; Coleoptera; Chrysomelidae.